AUGAAUAUUGCUUCCGAUUUGGCAAAGGAAAUAAGUAGAAUUGUCAAGGAAAAAACUGAUGUUGUUGUUGAAAAUUGUGUAGGUGAAGGUCCAUAUGUCAACUUCUUCUAUCAACCUGCUCACUUAGGAAAAGCUAUAGAAGAGGUUCACAAUGGAAAUUUCCUUUCCGUUAGAGAAUCAAAGAAUGAAAAUGUCAUGAUCGAAUAUUCUCAACCAAAUACUCACAAGACCUUCCACGUUGGUCACAUGAGAAAUGCAGCUCUUGGUAAUUCACUUGUUUUGUUAUACGAAUGGUGUGGUUACAAUGUACACGCUGUCAAUUAUAUUGGUGAUGUUGUUGAUAAGCAAGGUGUUAUCUCACAAGGUUUCAUUUUGAGUCAAGCUGAACUGGGUAGCUCUGAAAAUAAGGAAAAGAUUCACAUUUUCCCUGCUGAUUCACCAGUUGGUAUUGAACUCACCGAAUUGGGAAGAAAGGCAGACUGUAAUGUUGAUGCUUCUAUUAACAUUGGUCAAGAAUUCAAGAAGAGAGAAUCACAAUGUAAGACUCUCUUGAGAGCUAUGGAAGAUCACAAGAAGAAUAUUUCCAUGUUGUGGGAAAUCACUAGAACUUGGUCAAUUGAAGACUUUAAAUCUAUUUAUAAGUGGAGUGACUGUAGAUUCGACCACUUCUUCCAUGAAUCUGAUGUUGGUGAUGAAAGUAAGGAAAUUGUUCUUAAGGCCUACGAAGAAGGUAAACUUAUCAAAUCUGAUGGUGCUAUUGGCGCUGAUUUGGGUAAGCUUGGUUUCUGUGUUUUGUUGACUUCUGCUGGUACUGGUUUGUACGCUACUAAGGAUUUGGCUCUUGCUAAGAGAAAAUUCGAAGAAUUCAAAGUUGACAGAAGUGUAUAUGUUGUCGACGUAAGUCAAAGCUUGCACUUCCAACAAGUCUUCAAGACAUUGGAAGUCCUUGGUUUUGAACAAGCUAAGAAGUGUAAACAUUUAGCUUAUGGUAUGGUUGUUUUACCUGAUGGUAAAAUGAGUAGCAGAAAGGGUAACAUUAUCUAUUUCAGUACUCUUCAAAAGUCACUCACCCAAAAUAUUACUGACAACUUUAUGUCCAAGUAUGAAGGUGAAUGGCCAAAGGAAGAAAUUGAAGAAACUACCAGAAAGAUUGCCAUCAGUGCCAUCAAAUAUGGUAUGCUUAACCAAGAUAACAAUAAGGAUAUUACCUUUGUUCUCAAAGAAUGGGCUUCAAAGUCUGGUAACACUGGUCCAUAUCUGAUGUAUGCUUAUGCUAGAGCUGUUUCCGUUGUUAACAAGAUUGGUUUGGAUAGCAGUGUCACUAUUGACUACUCAUUAUUAACUGAUGAAACUGAAAGAAAGCUUUUGUCAACAAUUCUCCAAUAUUCAAUUGUUGUUGAAAGAGCUGCUGAACAAUACAAGCCACAAUUGCUUUGUAUCUUCCUCUACAAUCUCUGUAAGCAGUACAGUAAGAUGUAUGAAGCUGUCAGUAUCAGAGAUGCUGCUACCCCAGAACUCAAACAAACCAGAUUGAGAUUAGUUGCUGGCUUCGCAAAGGUUCUCAAACAUGGUCUUGGAUUGUUGGGUAUUUCAACUGCUGAGAGAAUGUAA
Messenger RNA from Naegleria gruberi, 1611 nucleotides. RefSeq lists its product as uncharacterized. Lineage: Eukaryota; Heterolobosea; Eutetramitea; Acrasida; Naegleriidae. The transcript has 2 exons. Gene Ontology annotation, biological process: arginyl-tRNA aminoacylation; mitochondrial translation. Bases 1 to 1611 code for a protein of 536 amino acids. Gene Ontology annotation, cellular component: mitochondrion. Gene Ontology annotation, molecular function: ATP binding; arginine-tRNA ligase activity. The record is from RefSeq and is a predicted model, not a curated record.